Molecule: messenger RNA, 1440 nt
Organism: Microthlaspi erraticum
Lineage: Eukaryota; Viridiplantae; Streptophyta; Magnoliopsida; Brassicales; Brassicaceae
Source: the annotation of a GenBank genome assembly
AUGAUGCAAAGCUUCGACACAGAGCACAACCCCUCGGCGGUGGAGUCCGGUGACGCCGCUGUGAAGAGCGUCGACGUCGACGACGAUGGUCGAGAGAAGAGAACGGGGACGUUUAUGACGGCGAGCGCGCACAUAAUCACGGCGGUGAUAGGAUCGGGAGUGUUGUCGUUGGCGUGGGCGAUAGCACAACUCGGUUGGGUGGCAGGAACAGUAAUUCUGGUCACUUUUGCCGUCAUCAACUACUACACAUCCACAAUGCUCGCCGACUGUUAUCGAUCUCCGGACACCGGAAGACGCAAUUAUAUUUACAUGGACGUCGUCCGAACUUACCUUGGUGGUAGAAAGGUGCAGCUAUGUGGACUGGCACAGUACGGGAGUCUCGUAGGGGUCACUAUUGGUUACAGCAUCACUGCCUCCAAAAGCUUAGUAGCGAUCGGGAAAGCAAAUUGUUAUCAUGACAAGGGACAUGGUGCGAAAUGUUCCGUAUCGAACUAUCCAUUCAUAGCAGCAUUUGGGAUGGUACAGCUUAUUCUUUGCCAGAUCCCUAAUUUCCACAAGCUUUCUUUUCUCUCCAUUAUCGCCUCGGUUAUGUCCUUCUCUUAUGCGUCUAUCGGGACUGGCUUAGCCAUCGCCGCUGUGGCUAGUGGAAAGGUUGGUAAGACGGGUGUGACAGGAACGGUGGUUGGAGUGGAUGUGAGUGCGUCUGACAAAGUAUGGAGAUCAUUUCAAGCGGCUGGGGACAUUGCAUUCUCAUACGCUUAUUCCAUUGUUCUCGUUGAGAUUCAGGAUACAUUGAGGUCAAGCCCGCCAGAGAACAAAGUGAUGAAAAAAGCAAGCCUUGCCGGAGUAUCAACCACAACUGUUUUCUAUCUUUUAUGUGGUUGCAUUGGAUAUGCUGCAUUCGGAAACCAAGCCCCUGGAGACUUCCUUACUGACUUUGGUUUUUAUGAACCUUACUGGCUCAUCGAUUUUGCCAAUGCUUGCAUUGCUCUCCACCUAAUCGCUGCCUAUCAGGUGUUUGCACAACCAAUAUUCCAGUUUGUUGAGAACAAAUGCAACAAAAAGUGGCCAGAAAGCAAACUCAUCACCAGGGAACAUUCGGUGAACAUACCAUUGCUUGGAGAGUGUCGCGUCAGCUUCUUUAGACUGGUGUGGAGGACAGCCUAUGUGAUAUUGACAACAAUUGUAGCAAUGAUAUUCCCAUUCUUCAAUGCGAUCUUGGGGUUUAUCGGAGCAGUCUCAUUCUGGCCGCUAACAGUUUAUUUCCCGGUGGAGAUGCACAUCGCGCAGAAGAAGGUCAAGAAGUAUACGCUUAAAUGGAUGGGGUUGAAACUCCUUGUAUCGGUUUGCUUGAUUGUGUCCCUCCUAGCUGCAACAGGAUCCAUCGUUGGCUUGAUAAGUAGUGUCAAGGCAUACAAGCCUUUUCACAAUUUAGAUUAG